This is a messenger RNA of Closterium sp. NIES-65, 984 nucleotides long. Lineage: Eukaryota; Viridiplantae; Streptophyta; Zygnematophyceae; Desmidiales; Closteriaceae. The record is from the annotation of a GenBank genome assembly.
AUGCGGAGCGGUUGCCGCAUCGCCCUUCAUCUCCGUCUCCCUAUCCUGAAGGAGCUGGAUGGGAAGCUGGCGGCAAGCAAAGGGAUUAACGGAGUGGUCUCCCUCUCCUGUGCAGAAGGAGCGCAGGAGCUGACGGCGAGCAAGCGAGUCACACGGGAGAGCUCUCUUGUGCAGAAGGAGCGCGAUGGGGAGCUGACGGCGAGCAUGAGAGUCCCACGGGGAGAGCUCUCCCUCCCUUGUGCAGACGGAGCGCGAUCGGGAGGUGACAGGCGAGCAAGGGAGUCCCACGGGGAGAGCUCUCCCUCCCUUGUGCAGAAGGAGCGCGAUGGGGAGGUGACGGCGAGCAAGAAAGCCACACGGGGAGAGCUCUCCCUCUCUUGGAGGAGCUGGAUGCUGGGAGCGGGAGAAGGAGCGUGUGGUAAAAGCGUGAAGGAAGGUACACAAGAAGAGAACGCUCUCCUUCUCCUGGAGCGGGAGGAGGAGAAGCGCAGGCAACACCUGGAGCAAGCGGGGGAGGUACGCGGCGAGCUGUCCCUCUCUUGUGCAGGAGGAGCAGGAUGGGGAGCUGACGGCGGUGCACCGCUUAUCGUCCCGCGCGCACUUGCUGCCCCCUUUUUGCAUCCCCCUCCCCCCCCUCUCCCCCCUCCUCAAUCUCCCCAUCCCCUCCACUCACCCCUCGUUCCCAGCCCUCUCCCCCUCCUCUCCCCCCACCCCCACUCACUCCUCAUCUCCCUCCCCCCCCUCCCCUCCCCCUCCCACCGUCCCCCCCCAUCACCCCUCAUUUCCCUCACCCUCCUCCCCUUUUAUCUCCGCAUACCCCCUCUUCCCCCGUCUGCUCCUCCCCCAAACCUCUCAUUCCACCUCCACUCACCCCUCACCUCCUCACUGGCUCUCCUUCAAUUCCCUCCACACCCCUCUCCCGCUCGUUCCCCCUUCUGCCCCCCUCCCUCCCCAACCAGGGUUCUUGUCCCUUCCCCUCCCUAA